Molecule: messenger RNA, 3076 nt
Organism: Syngnathus typhle (broad-nosed pipefish)
Lineage: Eukaryota; Metazoa; Chordata; Actinopteri; Syngnathiformes; Syngnathidae
Product: zinc finger protein 879-like
Exons: 4
Coding region: 294-2075 (593 amino acids)
Source: RefSeq, a predicted model, not a curated record
UUUUUUUUGGGGGGAAUAAACAAGCAACAUCGCCGCACCAUUUCCACUCAGCGCUGUUUUUUACAGCAUCGAGCGUUGCGAAGUUGGAUAACGUCUCUUUGAGCUGCUUUACGGCAUAACGUUCACCACGAUUUCCGGCCCAACCAGAACUUGUGUUUACACCUAAUUAGCUAUUCAGCUAGCGCCAAACAUCACACACGAUGCCCAGGGCAAACUAAGUCGACCACCCCGCCCAAGUGUAACUUUCCCCCCAGUGCUUGAGACUGUUUUCUCCGUGACCCCACGGCGCCGUCAUGUCGAGCGGCACGGCUCUUCACAGCCAGAUCGGCUCCAUCAUCACCGCCCUGUGCAACGCCGCCGCGGCGCAGAUCACCAAAGUGGUGGAGGACGGCAUGGUGGUGUUGCGCUUGGAGGUGACCCAGCGAGAACACGAGAUUCGGCGGCUGAGGAGCAGCGUGGAGGUGCUGCACGGCGAGCUGAGAGCCGCCCAUCGCAUGGCGGACAACCUGCGGGGAGCGCAGCAGCAGCUCGCACCCCGGUUGGAGUGCGCUCCACUCGGUGCAGCUUCGUUGGAUGAUGGCAGUGUCACCAAGGCUGAGAAGCCCGAAAAGCUCCAAAGCGACUUUUCCGAUGUCGUUGUGAAGCAGGAACCCGUGCAACCGCCCGAUUGCGAUCAACCCGGUCCGCCGACGGAAAGACCGCGGGAAAACCUGGGUGAAAUUUUGGCGGACGAGCGGCAGACAGGAACUGCCGGCCGCGGGGCGCACCGCCACUUGUAUAGCAACAUACGGCGGCGAAUGGUCAACCGGCUGCUGUUCAAGCGGGGUGUGGUCUGCCCCUUCUGCGGCAAAUAUUUUGAGCAUUCCGGGAACCUGGAGCGGCACAAGAGGAUCCACACGGGGGAAAAGCCGUACCGCUGCGACGUUUGCGGGCGACGCUUCAACCAGAAGGGCAGCCUCAAGGAACACACCAAGAUCCACCAGAGAUCUCUUCAGUUGGCGCCAGCUGACAUCCAACACACCCCGGCGCAGCACUCGAGCCCAAACACCCAUCAUCCAGCAGAAGGCAACAUCACGUCAGCGUCCGAGGGGGUCUCCGCCGACCGUCCGGAAUUGUCUCAUAUUGCAGCGGUCAAAUCGGAGCCCAUGGAGGAGAGCGUGACACAGCCUGAAGGGGAAGCGGCGGACAAGCAAAAGUCAUCGUCUUUAUGUGACGGGACAAACAAUCGGUCGCCGCAGAACGGCGGAGAGGUCCCGGCGGGUGCUCUGCUCAUUCCGGCUCACGCCGAGACCUCUUGCCGUACGUUUGUCUUUCCCGGAAAACCUUAUGGCGAAAACAACAACAACCUCGUGAUGUCAUCGCAGCUGCCAUGCCCCCGGUCCGCCACCGGUCCGCCAUGGGAGCCGUCCGACCACGACCAAAACGGCACCGGCUCCUUUUACCGGGAGUUCCGGCCCAAGAAAUGUUUCUACUGCUCGUACUGCGGUAAGAUGUUUGUGCGUGCCGGACACCUGGAGCGACACCUGCGCAUCCACACGGGCGAAAAGCCCUACGGGUGCCACAUUUGCGGACGAUGCUUCAACCAGAAGUCCAGCCUCAAGUGCCACAUGAAGACGCACAGGAACGACACCAACAAGGAAGCGCAGGGGCCGCAUCCCCUCACGCAGCACAUUCCCGACACUCGUCCGCAGAAGCCGGCCCUCGAUCCCUUGCUCGGGCUGGAGACCCUGACCGACCCGGUGAGGUACGGUGAGGUGGGCGAAAGCGACGCCUAUUUAGACGCCGGCAAGUGGCGCCAUUACGCCACCAAUGGCGAGAUAGAUAUGCUGGAUCCGUUCUCGCAAGGGGGGAUGGUGGCGGCCCACGAGGACGGGACCGUAGCAGACUUCGCUCCGCCGUCCUCCGACUCGGCUCGAAACUGCUACAUCUGCUCGGCGUGCGGGCAGAGUUUCGACUCGUUUGUUCUUUUCGAGAGGCACCGGUGCAAAAGCGACGCGGUGUUCAAGUGCGACGUCUGCGGUCAGAGCUUCGACCACGCCGACAAACUGCAAGUGCACGUCAAAGUCCACCGGUAGAAAGAAUGUUGACCAAGCUCUUGUGUGUGUUUGAUCUCAUCUCGUUCUGAUUUUGAGAAACAGAAAACAAUGAGAACAAACAGACGUCGCAAUUGACCAAAAUGAUGUUGAGGAAUUUUUGAUCCGAAGCGCUGCUGUUUGUCAUGAAACAUGACCUUGCUGCGGUCACCCGUGCGGAAUGUUGCGGAGAACUGGCUGCAUUUCAUUCGGUUGUGUCUAAGUGAACCAGUAUUAUUUGAAGGUGAUGUACUAUCAAAUGUGAUUGUAACGCCUUUCUCCUAUCUAUUGCAGCGUUAAAUCAUGUGAAUAUGUUAUGGGUGUGUUGUUUCAAAGCCAACGCAGUGUUUGUCCCACAUUUUGUAAAAAUGAACCUGGCUGACAUUUUCACUUGUCUGAACAAAAGAACUGCCUUAUAUUGUCCGAACAAAAGAACUGCCUUAUAUCACACGUGUUCUUUUAUUUACUGUAAAGGUACAUUACAUGCACACAGCAGUGUGGGAAUGGUUAUAAUUAAGGGAAUGGGAAAGGUGUAUGUAGCAUAAAAGGAGGGUUUAAAAAGCUUUAAUAUCGUGUACUGGACCACAAUGGAGCAGCUAAUUCAUGUGCAACCAUGACUAACUUUGGUUUUGUAAUGCAUCAUAGGUGAACACUUUGUAGUGCUUUGCAAGGGAAACCGUACUUCUAAAUAACUUACAUUAAACCCAUGGCAAACAAAUUUCUGAAUAGUAAAUGUAUACACUGUUUCUACUUCGGAGAAUGUCAUCUUUCGCAGGUGCUUCUGGAAUGCAUCUCCAGCGAAAAACGAGGUAUCACUGUACUUUUGUGUAUAUGACUGCCGUUUUGUACAAGAACCACAACCUAGAGUUCUGAUUGCUUUGUUAUUGAUCUCACAAAGUAUUACCUUGAACUGUGUAGUCAUUGGUCAUUUUUUUCAAAUGUUCUUCGUGCAAAAGGGAUGUUUUUUCUUUGUAUAUGAAACAGAUUAAAAGUGCAUUCAUCAA